GAUUAUAUUUCUUUGAAUGCUACUGCACCCCUUUUUAGAAGAAUUUAUAUUGUUAAAAUACGCGUAUUUUAAAAAUUUACGUUAUAUUUUAUUUAAAAUCCAAUUAACGUGUAGUACGUGUAGUAUGCAUAAAAAAUGUCAAUUAUUUUCAUAGCCCUAUAAUAUAACAUACGCGUUAAUUAUUGUGCGACUCUAAAGAUAUAAAUAUCUCUUAUUUUUGUAAAAAAAAAAAAAUCCUAACGCGGGAUUUUUUUUAUUCUUCUAUAGAUUUUCCUUUAGUUAUCAAUAAAUCACACUCGUUUUCUUUUUUCAAUAAAUAAAUAUGCCCUGUGAUAGAAUUCGACGAAACAUUACUACUGCUUGUAAUUUAUGCAGGAAAAAAAAACAGAAAUGUAAUGGAAAGCCGGUCUGCUCACGAUGUCAAGAAAAAAAAAUUAAAUGCGAUUAUCCCAAACCAAAAAAAAGAGGUCCCCCAAAAAAUAUCGAAUAUUUCAGGCCCAAAUUUACGACUAAUAACCUCUAUAAUAAUAAUAAAGUAGAGACUAUUAAUCUCUCUAACGAAGUAGAAGUACCGAAUGCAGAUCCUCCUCCUAAUCAAACGCUCCAACCAUCUCUCGAUAAUGUUACCUAUAACCAACCCUAUUUUGCCGAUGCUUACCAAAACAAUAUUAGUAAUUCCUACUAUUCGCAUUAUCCCGUGAAUACAUUAGAUAUUAACCCUAAUGUUAUGAUAACGAAAGAAACUAUAGAAAAUCAAGUUAAUGAAUUCAUUUAUUAUUAUAAUAAUCAACCAAAUAACGCUCAAUAAUUUCAUCGUUAACGAAAUUUACAUUUUUUAUUACGUAUUUUAAGAUAGACGAAAUGGAAUCCCGUAUAUAUAUACAACAGCAAUCGAUAAACCCCUAACAACAUUUUUUAAUAUUAUGAUAAUGUAUGUCGUGUAUAUGUCGUUUUUUUAUUAAGUAUUUAGAAUUAUGAUUAUAAAAAAUAAAUGUAUAGCUUAUUAUAGAUCCUUAAGUAUUUUAUGUAAACCAAUAAUAUAACUAAAUAAAUCACUACAAUUUUCAUUAUAUG
This is a messenger RNA of Rhizophagus irregularis DAOM 181602=DAOM 197198, 1074 nucleotides long. RefSeq lists its product as uncharacterized. Gene Ontology annotation, biological process: positive regulation of transcription by RNA polymerase II. NCBI's taxonomy places the organism in Eukaryota, Fungi, Glomeromycota, Glomeromycetes, Glomerales, Glomeraceae. Gene Ontology annotation, cellular component: nucleus. Gene Ontology annotation, molecular function: sequence-specific DNA binding; zinc ion binding; DNA-binding transcription factor activity, RNA polymerase II-specific. The record is from RefSeq and is a predicted model, not a curated record.